Molecule: messenger RNA, 1218 nt
Organism: Adineta ricciae
Lineage: Eukaryota; Metazoa; Rotifera; Eurotatoria; Adinetida; Adinetidae
Source: the annotation of a GenBank genome assembly
AUGUUAUCGUCAUCGAUUACUUUUUACUUAUCUUUACUUUUGUGCUGUUCAGUGUUUUUCUUAACCGUGGUCGGUGAAGUGAAUCGUCCAACUGUGGGUGUCAUUCGAUGGGAUGCUUGGAACAUGAUUAACGGACAAUAUGAUUACAUAUCAAACCGUAGUCGUAAUUGGUUCAUUCCUCAGCAGUAUCAUUAUCGUUUACCAUUUUUUGCCCAAAUUCUAUCAGAAAAUAAUAUAACAUUGAAUGAAGACACACAAGAAGUGAUGGAUCAAGAGAUCCUUUAUGCGAAACUUGCAGGUUUUGACUACUGGGCAUUUGAUACUUACUGUGCCUAUUCAUCGAAUUGUACAUCAAAUUCGUCAUUUUGUAAUGAAUACAUACAUGAUAUUGCACCUGAUUAUUGUGUUUACAAUCCGGCAUAUGGAUUGAAUCGAUAUUUAUCAAGUCAAUAUGUAUCUUUCAUCAAUUUCACACUUUUACUAUUAGGUUCAACAAUCUGUGAUUCUGACUUACAAGAUUAUUAUAUAGAUUUAAUGGCGCGACCCCAAUAUCAAACUGUUCUAGACGGUAGACCACUUGUAUACCUAUUUCAAUUCUCUGAUAAACAAGCUCAAUUUUGUGGCGGUAAUUGGACGGGUUCUAAGCAAGUAGUUGAUGGUUUUCGACAAAGAUGCACACAACGAGGUAUAUUUUGCUAUAUCGAUCACAAUGAUGAAACGACUUCUCGUUUGUUUUUGAUUAUGUUAGGUUUAAAAGAUCCGUAUAUGGUUUAUAUGAGUCAAAACAUAUUAGAAGCUAAAAAGAAUGGUCAAGCGUUAGGUUUUAAUGCUAUUUCCUCUUAUGGUGUUAAUGGUGGUGGCACUAAUCAGGGCGCACCGUUCAGCGAUAAAGUUCAACAGAAUGAACAAUGGUGGAAUGCUGUAGUUGGAAGCGGCGCCAAAGUAGUCAUACCUCUUUCGACUGGAUGGGACACACGGCCACAAACUCGUAAUGGGACUGCUCCGUAUUAUUUACAACCUUCCGACGAAGAAUUACAAAGUUUUAUGCGUAGUGCAAUAAAAAUCACUUGUGAGAAUAGAAAUGUAACCGAGGCAAAUACAGUUCUUGUCUAUGCUUGGAAUGAAUGUGCUGAGAAUGGUGCGGCAUUGAUCCCGUCGUUGGGAAACGGUACGUACUUUGUCAACGCCCUUUCAAAAACACUUCCCAUGUUCUGCUAA